GGGAGCGUCGGCGGAGGAGACGAGCACGCCGGGGUGCUGCGGGAGCUGUUCGGCGCGCGGUGGUGGACGGGGAGGGAGUUCGUGCUGCUCGUCACCGCCGUCUUCGUUCUGCUGCCGCUCGUGCUCCGCCGCCGUGUCGCUCUCCCGUCGUUUUCUCGCCACGUUUUCACGCUCUCGAGCCGCCGACACACACGCGCGCACCAAACAGUCCCAGAGCUUCACUCCUCUUCCCUGUUCCCUCCCACUAAACCAUGGCGGCGUCCAAGAACCCGCCGUUCUCUGCCAUGCCGAACGCCGGGGAGAGUGUUACACCUGAGGAGGCCCCGCUUCUGCCGGAGCACGCCGGGUCGCCGGGCGCGCAGGCUGGCGGCUCGCCGGCGUCGGUGCUGGGUGCUGUGUUCAACGUGUCGACGAGCGUGGUGGGCGCCGGGAUCAUGUCGAUCCCGGCGGCCAUGCGCGUCCUCGGCGUGGCGCCGGCGGUGGCACUGAUCGCUGGCGCCGCGGCCCUGGCCGACGCCGCCGCGGGCUUCAUGCUCCGGUACACCCGCGGCGCGCCGUCGUACGCGGCGCUGAUGGGCGACGCGUUCGGCCGCGCCGGAGCCGGGCUGCUCAACGUGUUCGUCGCCGCCAACGCACUCGGGACCCUCACCGUGUACCUCAUCGUCGUCGGGGACGUGAUGUCCGGCGCGGCGGGCGGCGGGGACGCACACGCCGGGGUGCUGCAGGAGUGGUUCGGGCGACACCGGUGGACCGACCGGGAGGUGGUGCUGGUGGCGGUCGCGGCGAUCCUCCUGCCCCUCGUGCUCCGCAAGCGUGUCGAUUCGCUGAGGUUCACGUCGGCCAUCUCCAUCAUGCUAGCGGUGGUGUUCAUGCUCAUCAGCCUGGGCAUCGCGGUGUACGCGCUCCUCAAGGGCACCGCGACCAUGCCGAGGAUGCUCCCGGACUUCUCCAGGCUCUCCUCCCCGUUCGAGCUCUUCACCGCCGUCCCCGUCAUCGUCGUCGCCUUCACCUUCCACUUCAACGUCCACCCGAUCCGCGCGGAGCUGAGCAAGACGUCGGACAUGAAGGCGGCGGUGCGCAUCUCCCUCGUGCUCUGCGCCGCCAUCUACGCCGCCGUGGGCUUCUUCGGCUUCCUCCUCUUCGGGGACGCCACCAUGGCCGACGUGCUCGCCAAUUUCGACCGCAGCUCGGGGGCCGGCGUCCCGCAGGCGCUCAACGACGCGGCGCGCCUCAGCUACGCGCUCCACCUCGUGCUCGUCUUCCCGCUCCUCUUCUUCUCGCUCCGGGUCAACGUCGACGAGCUCCUCUUCCCGGGCCGCCGGCCGCUCGCCACGGACACGCGCCGGUUCGUGUCCCUCACGGCCGUGCUCAUGGCGGUGCUCUACGCGCUCGCCAUCGCCAUCCCCAGCAUCUGGACGCUCUUCGAGUACUCCGGAUCCACGUUCGCUGUCACCAUCUCGUUGAUCUUCCCUGGCGCCAUUGUUCUCAGGGAUGUUCAUGGAAUAGCAAAGCGGAAGGACAAGGCUUUGGCGGCGACGAUGAUCAUUCUGGCUGUGGUCACGAGCAGCAUUGCCAUUGCCUCAAACAUCAUGAGCUCCAUCAGCGACAAAGUCAGAGAAGGUCAUGACUCAUGAAGCUAGCAGAUGAUAGUUCAGAUAAAUCGAGAUGCUGUUACUGUUUGCAGGUCAACAGAGCGAAGAUCGUCGGGCGUGUAACCUUGCUAGCUUUUGAUCUCAUAGAGAAUGAGGUACUCUGCUACGGUUCGUGAGAUGCAAGCUUAGCCCGUGCCCAGUCAUGCUGUAGAUGUGUGUAUGGAAAUACCUGCCGGCCAUUGUUGUAUACUUGUACUGAUGAGUGGCGAUACAUGUACUGUGUAUGAUAGCAACGAAUGGUAUAGAUUUAUAGGAUUUAAAUUCACUCAAAAGGAUUUACCAUCACUGAUCCUUAGCCUUAUACCUUACUCAGUGGUUGGUUAGUGGUAUACUCAUCAGAAUUUGUCCAUGAUAAGUACUGAACUAGGCUCAUUGAGAACGAACAGAUGUGCAGAUUCAGAUUGCUAACCAUAAACACAAUG
Setaria italica (foxtail millet) is the source of this 2074-nucleotide messenger RNA. Its product is annotated as amino acid transporter AVT6C. Lineage: Eukaryota; Viridiplantae; Streptophyta; Magnoliopsida; Poales; Poaceae. Bases 252 to 1634 code for a protein of 460 amino acids. Gene Ontology annotation, molecular function: amino acid transmembrane transporter activity. Gene Ontology annotation, biological process: amino acid transmembrane transport. The record is from RefSeq and is a predicted model, not a curated record. The transcript has 5 exons.